GGUAACCGUUGGUAACGUUUGUGAUGUCAUUCUUGUAGCGUGAAUUAUUAGGAAGAAAUGUGAAGCAGACUUUCUAAUUUUCAUACAUUAAUAACACUAGUGCACUAGUUUGUUGCAUCAUAAACCCCAUAAACAAUCAAAAUCAGCCUGUAGUUGACUUUGUCGUAUUAUGCAUUAGAAACCAAAAUAAGUAGCUAUGGGCACUUUUUGCGUGCUGUCGUGACACUUUUUAAUAUGAAAUUAUUAGUAUAACUUUUAAUUUUGUUACUGUGAAUGUAAAUAAGCAGUCAUGUUUCGAAGUAGAAGUUGGUUUGGUAGCGGACUGUGGAAACCCAAAAAUCCACAUUCUUUGGAACAUUUGAAGUACCUGUAUAAUGUCUUGGCAAAGAAUCAGAUCGUAUCGGAGAACAACCGUGGACUCUUGGUUGAAACACUGAGAUCUAUUGCAGAAAUACUCAUCUGGGGUGACCAAAAUGAUAGUAGUGUUUUUGACUUCUUUUUGGAGAAAAAUAUGCUUUCAUUCUUCUUCAAGAUAAUGAAGCAGAAAUGUGGCAGCUAUGUAUGUGUUCAGUUACUGCAGACAUUGAACAUACUUUUUGAAAACAUUCGGAAUGAAACUUCUCUCUACUAUCUCCUGAGUAAUAACCACGUCAAUUCUAUAAUCGUGCAUAAGUUUGAUUUCUCAGAUGAAGAAGUGAUGGCCUACUACAUCUCAUUUCUUAAAACUCUAUCUCUGAAGUUAAAUGCCCAUACGAUCCACUUUUUCUAUAAUGAGCAUACAAAUGACUUCCCAUUAUAUACUGAGGCAAUCAAAUUCUUCAACCAUCCAGAAAGUAUGGUGCGCAUUGCUGUGCGAACAUUGACACUUAAUGUGUAUCGGGUGGAGGACAAAUCCAUGCUCAAGUUUAUCCGUGAUAAAACAGCUGCCCCAUACUUUUCUAAUUUGGUAUGGUUCAUUGGCAACCACAUUCUGGAAUUGGAUACCUGUGUUCGCAAUGAUGCAGAUCACCAGAGUCAAAACCGAUUGUCAGACUUAGUUGCGGAGCAUCUGGACCAUCUGCACUACCUGAAUGACAUUCUUAGUCUGGAUAUUGAAGAUCUGAACCAGGUGCUAACAGAUCACCUGCUUAACAAACUCCUUAUACCUCUGUAUGUUUAUUCACUCACCAAACGCAGACGCCACUCUCAACUGGAGGACACAAAGCCUCAUGUGAGUAGCGUGGUGUCACUAUUCCUGUUGUCACAAGUGUUCCUCAUCAUCACACAUGUGCCUCUGGUUUACGUUCUGGCAUCUAUCAUCCUUACUGGUGACAUGGACAUCUUUUCCCAGGGAGCAUCUGAGAACCUUGUUUCAUACCGUGUGGCACAGGGCACAGCAACAAUCAAGCCUGGCUUUGUGGCUCCAACAGAAACACUGGAAAAGUCACUGGAGAGUAGCACCACUUGCUCAAUAGAUUCGACAGAGCAUGAAACUCCCCAACAUGCUGAAUGUGAGACAGGAAUGGACACACAAGUAGGAGAUUCAGAGCCAUCUGCUGUUGCUGAAGAUGGAACAGUGGAUUCCAUAGAAGCAUAUGUCAACAUUACAGAUGAGGAGAAGGAACAGCGGCUUGCUCUUGAGAGUGGUGUUGCACCACCAUUGCCUUUGGCUGGUACUUCAUCUGGUAAUAGCUCUCAGCAACAGUUUUUGGCAAAUAAACCAUUUCUGGAGAUGAUCGUCAACACAUUGCAGUGCUCCGAAAAUGACUAUGCAGCUCUGUUUGCUCUUUGUCUCCUGUACGCUCUUGGACACAACCCAGGUGUAAACAGAGAUCUGCUGGAUGGAAUUCUCUUUCUGUCGGGUAGAGAGAGUACUAAGCACUGGUACAGUACACUGUUAGCAGAGAGGCUCAUCAGGAUUAUAUCAACUAGUUGCCAGCCAAAUUGUCGAGUACGUCUUGUUACAUUAGAGCUGAGUAUCCGACUAUUGACACAGUUGGUCAUGAAAAAUGGUCAAAGUUACCUUCAUGAUGCUCACCUGGCUGCUGUUGAGGGCGCUAAAGAGGAAAGCACGUGCCUUCUUCGCAACUUCUACAAGAGUGAAGAAAUAUUCCUGGACAUGUUUGAGGACGAAUACAGUGAGAUGCAGAAGCGACCUCUUAAUGUUGAGUGGUUGAUGAUGGAUUCCAACAUCUUGCUACCUCCUACAGGGACUCCGAUGACAGGCAUUGAAUUCAGCAAACGAUUGCCUUGUGGAGAGGUGGAGAGAGCCCGGCGUGCUAUACGUGUGUUUUUCUUGAUUCGGGAGCUGUCCCUGAUGUUGGCAAUGGAGCCAGAGACACAACUGCCGUUAACCAAUCCCCAGUCCUGUGUUCAUGUCAACAAUGUAUUGGAUCUCAAUAACAGUGACUUGAUAGCAUGUACAGUGGCAACCAAGGAAGGCUCAAAGAUUCGUCGCUUCCUUGUGAUAGAUGUGAUCCAGUUGAUUCUGGUAGAGCCUGAUACACGCCGGCUUGGUUGGGGUGUUGCCAAAUUUGUUGGCUUUCUGCAGGACAUUGAAGUGACAGGAGAUAAGGACGACUCUCGCUGUCUCCAUAUCACAAUUCAUCGUCCAUUGCCAUCUGGCUCAUCUACCAAUCGUGUGCCAUUACUUUCAGCGCGCUUCAUCUUUGAUGAUCAUAUUCGUUGUAUGGCAGCAAAGCAGAGAUUGACAAAGGGUCGUAUCAAGGCUCGGCAGAAGAAGAUGCAUAUGAUUGCACGAUUGCUAGACCUGCCAAGUAAUGUCCAGCCCUGUCCCUCACCACCGGCAUACACUGUGCUGGCGCACCGACAUUCUGAUGGAACAAACUCACGCAGUCGCCUGGCUCGAGAACCUGGUCACCAUCGUCCAUUGUUUACUGCAAAUAAUAAGGUUCCUGGUUUUGCCACUGUGGCCAUGAGGAGAGAGAGCCUGCCUCCUGGGAGAAUGGCAUCCCCUGCCAAAAUACGUUCAGACUCACAAGAACGUCAUGCUCGUAAUGGACAUGUGGUUCGAUCUCGAGAAGGGUCCCCAAGACUGCCUCGUCCACGAAGUGAGGAAAUACCAUUGGAAGACAUGGGGUCAAAGCACAAACCUCGAAGUGGUGUUAGUGGUACACCCAGUCCUCCUACAGAAGUGAAUAAUGGGGCAUCACAGUUUCCACUGAAGCGACCUUCUUUUCCGAGCUUGUAUCCACCAGCUCCAGUUGGAACCCCAGAGCCUCCAUCACCUGUUGCAGUAUCAACACUAGAGUCCCAAGUGGCAGAAGUGGAGACUGAGAGACCCCCUGCGCCACCUUCGGAAGAGACGUCCUUUACUCAGAUGCCCUUUGAGAAUGGAGUAUUAGAUAAGGAAGACAGAAAGACCCGCAGGAGAGGAAUGGUAGAAACAGUGUGACAAACCCAUGUUUAGUUGAAAAAGAAACUUGUUCAAAACUAUUUGACAUUAGGGAGGUAUAUAAGCCACAUUUAUUUUUCCAUAUUGGUGAUCUGCUCUUAGUGUUAGGUUUGGGUGACUAUACAAACAGUGACUUCAUAUCAAAGGAAUCUGGUAUGAUCAUUUUUCACACAUUUACAUAUUUUUCUCCCCAUCCCUCCAUUUAUUUUACUCAUAAAGUGUUAGGGAGGAAUAUCUUUCUAUAAUAUUAACAUUAUUUGAAAGUGAAAUCAGUAAGAUAAAAGAAAUUAACAGUAAUAUGAAGAGUAUGGUCUUCUUGGUUGUAAUACCACAUAUUUCAGAGAGAACCCCAAGUUUCAGAGGAAAAUUGCCUGUUUUCAGGAUUGAAGAUAGAGCCAAGCCAGAAACCCACAGAAGCAGGCGGCAAGCUUCUUGUCUGGUUUUGCUAGUUUGGAGGCAAUGUGUUGCUCUGAAAUGUCUGGCUGUCUCAAGGCUACACAGCAUUACAACCCAGUACACUGUACUCAUCACAAUCACUGCAACAAGAACUUCAAAACCAAAAAACUAAGAUUAGUCUAACAUGCCCGUGGCUUAAAUUAAGACAUUUUUGUAUGAUUCUGGGGUGGGCAGUUCCUAUACAUACAAAGUAAGCACAAUUAGUGUAUUGUCAUUAAGAUACACAUUUACUUUCACACAAAAAAUCAAUGGUUAUUCCACCCUGCACGCUCAAGUUCGUACUCCUCACUGAAUAUGCAAAAUUGUAUCUCUUUGGGAAGUGUAACAAAAUAUUGGUAUCAGCCAGCUUCCUUCAAGAAGUUUUGAAAAUUGUUUAAUUUAUUUAUAACUGUACAUAUUAAUAAGUAUUUUAGGUUUUACUUUAUUAGUAUGUAAGAUUCAUUGUCCAUUUGACUUAGGAGUAAGUACAUUCAGCAUGACAGGAUUAGAUAUUAUAAUAAAUGAUAUAAACUCCGUCUCAA
Molecule: messenger RNA, 4371 nt
Organism: Cryptotermes secundus
Lineage: Eukaryota; Metazoa; Arthropoda; Insecta; Blattodea; Kalotermitidae
Gene: ema
Product: protein CLEC16A homolog
Exons: 20
Coding region: 290-3394 (1034 amino acids)
Biological process (GO): endosomal transport; regulation of autophagosome maturation; endosome to lysosome transport
Cellular component (GO): endolysosome membrane; late endosome
Source: RefSeq, a predicted model, not a curated record